Gigantopelta aegis is the source of this 2633-nucleotide messenger RNA. RefSeq names its product nucleolar complex protein 2 homolog. Lineage: Eukaryota; Metazoa; Mollusca; Gastropoda; Neomphalida; Peltospiridae. Gene Ontology annotation, biological process: negative regulation of transcription by RNA polymerase II; ribosomal large subunit biogenesis. The record is from RefSeq and is a predicted model, not a curated record. Gene Ontology annotation, molecular function: histone binding; transcription corepressor activity. Gene Ontology annotation, cellular component: nucleoplasm; Noc2p-Noc3p complex; Noc1p-Noc2p complex.
UGUCACUUCCUCUCUUUAACACCACAGAAAGCAUGGCGAAAACUAAACGGAAGCUGGUGGACAUGAGUGUCGAUGAGUUCAUGGCUGCCGGACUGGAUACGGACAGUUCAUCUCUGUCUGAAUUGUCGGCAGUCAGCAAAAAACAAAAGGAAAAACUAAGCAAGAAAAUGAAGACUAGUAAUGAAAUCAUUGCAAAGAAAAACCCCAAAAGCAACAAAGAAAAUGCAAAACUGGACAAGAAAACAAAGUCAUCAAAAAUGAAAACGUCUCUAGCCAAACUCAAAGAACAAGACCCGGAAUUUUAUGAAUUUUUACAAAAAGAAGAUAAAAGUCUGCUGGAGUUUCAUGAAUCUGACCCUGAUGAUGAUGUGACUGAUGAUGAUGAUGAUGAUCUAGACGAUGAUGGCGGUGAUGAUGCAUUAGUUAGUGACGGAAGUGCCAGUAAAGAUUCUUACGACUUGGAGAAAGAACUGCUGGGCCAGUCUAGCGAUGACAGUUCGGACGAAGAAGAUGGAAGUGAUUUUCACAAACUGCCAGAGAAACUAGAGGUUGCGGGUGACAUCAGUGAUGAUGAUGAUACCGAUUCUGAUGUGGAGAAGGAGGAAAUCAAACCAAAGAAGAAAGGCAAGAUGGUUACUCUCAAAAUGGUUGCACAUUGGACUCAACUUUUAGAGAAUAAGCCGACCACCCAGGUUUUCAGAGAGGCAGUGUCGGCGUUUAAGGCUGCUGUCCACCAAGCGAGUGAAUCGGAUGCAGUCAUCAGUUUCCAAGUCGUCGGAAGUGAAGUGUUUAAUGCUGUUGUGAAGAUGUGCCUGGUUCAGAUGGCCCCUGUCAUUCAGAAUCUCCUACAGUUACCUCCCUUGGUGCAGGUGCAGCAAGCUCCGACGAUGAAGAGUAAGAAAUGGAAGAUGUUGAGGGUGGACGUCAAGAGUUAUCUCACCGAUCUGCUACAGUUGCUGUCUGCCCUCUCUGAGCGGGCCAUGUUGAAUGUGAUCCUGAAACACAUGCACAAAUUGGUCGUACUCUAUGCUAGUUUCCCCAAAACUCGUGUCGUCAAAGUAUUCUUAAAGAGAAUGGUUAGUCUGUGGAGUACUGGCGAGGAGACGACACGCGUCCUUUCGUUCCUGUGUAUCAACAAGGCGGUCAGGAUACUCCCCAGUCUGCUCGAACCAUGCAUGAAGCUUAUGUACAUGGCAUAUGUGAAGAAUUGCAAAUUUACAUCACCCACGACCUUGCCCUUGAUCAACUUCAUGCAGCGCUCCCUGGUGGAGAUAUUCAUCAUGGAUUCGGUUCUUGCAUACCAGUACGCCUUUAUCUACAUACGACAGUUGGCUAUUCAUCUGAGAAAUGCCAUCACCAUCAAAAAAAAGGACACGUUUCAGCCGGUUGCCAACUGGCAGUACAUCCACUGUCUGGGUUUGUGGGUGACUCUGUUGUGUACCACCCACCCUAGCGAUGUCCUCCAGCCGCUAGUCUACCCACUGACGCAGACUGUUAUAGGAACUAUCAAGUUAUUGCCGACUGCGAGAUAUUUCCCGCUUCGCUUCCACUGUGCGCGUUUCCUCAAUCAGCUGUCGUCCUCUACGGGGACCUUCAUCCCGGUUCUCCCGUUUCUCCUCGAGGUUUUCGAAUUGACAGACUUCAACAAGAAACAUUCAUCAGUUGGUUUCAAACCGUUCAACUUCGCCUGCAUUUUGAAGUUCUCCAAAACACAGGUCACAGAAAAAGGAUUUAAGGAUGGACUGGUCGAUCAGUUGUAUGAAUUGCUGCUUGAACACUUCAAUGUGCACGCUCACACCGUCGGCUUCCCAGAACUGGUACUUCCUGCUGUAUUACAGUUGAAAGAAUUUCUGAAGAACUGCAGGAUAGCCAACUACUGCAAGCAGGUGAAACAGAUCAUAGACAAGGUUUCAGAGAAUUCCAAGUUCAUCGUACAGCGGAGAAAAACUGCGACAAUGAAUCUGUCGGAUAAUGCGGCCAUGGAUGCCUGGGAGCGGCAGUGUAAAGCGGAAGGAACGCCGCUCACCAAGUAUUACACGACAUGGCGCAGACUGAGAGACCGCGAGCUGCAGCACGAGAUCGCCGGGAAAGAAAGGAUUGUUGGAGAUGACAGACUGCCAACCGUGAUACGGCCCAAAGGACCACUGAAAGCCACGGUACAAGAAAAACUUGAGUUUUCAAAACUCUUUGACCAGAACAGCGAUGAUUCUGAUGAUGACCAAAUAAGGUUUUUGCCGAAACAAGAAAGAGCGAACAAAAAGAAAAGAAAAGAUUCGCAAUCAAGCAACGAAUACAGCGAUUUCGACAGUGAUGAAUGGGAGAAACUAGCCGGAUCUGCCGAUGAUAAUAGUGAUGACGACGACGAUGAUGGUGAGAAUGAUGAAGCUACCAGUAAAAGCAUCGCAAAGCCGAAGCCACAAAGGGUGGAUAACUCUGGGGAUAAGGAGGACACAGUAGAAGAUUUUGUGAUGUCGUCCGAUUCGGAAUAAUGACGAUGUAAAGCAGAUGUGUCUUGAUAAUGAUGGAAAUUAAUUACCUGCAUGUACCUGCAGAUUUCAGCUUGUGUGGUGACAAAGUCAAGAAAUGAAAAUAAAAUGAUAUAAUGCAAUAAAUAAUCCAAGUAGGCAACAACA